AUGGAAGAUACGAAAGAUACAAAAUUGGAAGACACGAAAGAUGCAAAAUUGGAGGACACGAAAGAUGCAAAAUUAGAAGACACGAAAGAUACAAAAUUGGAAGACAAAAAAGAUGCAAAAUUGGAAGACACGAAAGACACAAAAUUAAAAGACAUGAAAGACACAAAAUUAGAAGACAAGAAAGACACAGAAUUGGAAGACACGAGAGACACAAGAUUUAUUCUUUCAAUUGAUGGUGGAGGUUUUCGAGGUAUAAUCCCUGCCGUUAUUCUCAAUGAAAUCGAACAAAGAGUGACCGAAAGAAUAAAAAAUGAUCAUCCAGAUAUUGAUGUUGAUAUAAGAUGUGCUGAUUUAUUUGAAAUUAUAUCUGGUACAUCGACUGGCUCUAUACUUGCUUUGGGUUUAUCCCUUCCUGAUAAAAAUAAGCGUCCUAAAUUCGAUGCUAAUUAUAUCGUGGAUUUUUAUAAAGAACAUGGUUAUGAUGUCUUUCCUGAUUAUUCUGUUGUUAUGUCUGUCGAUAAAUUAUUACCCAAAUUACCGAACCUUACUGGUACUGGUUAUGAUAUGGUUAAAAAUUUAUUUGGCGCCAUGACUCUUCCUUUGGGUCAUAGCUCUUCCACUAAUGCUGAGAAUAACAAAGAUAUAGCUGAAAAAGAUGAAUCUACUGACGAAACAAAAAGAUCUUAUUUCAGCAGGCUUUUGUGGGGUAGAAGUACAAAUAAAAAAGAAAAAAAUAAUAGCGGUUCCAAGAAAAGAAAAAAUGGUGCUAAAGAAUUCAGAACAUUAAUUAAAAAUGAAUUUAUAGCCAAGCUUAGACUUAAGAGAAAAGGAAAUAAUAAACCUGAUGAUACAAUCAAUGAUACAACCAAUGAUACAAUCAAUGAUAAACCUGAUGAUACUCCGGAAAUAAAUAAUGAAGUCGAGUUUAAAACCGAGUUUUUAGCCAAGCUUAGAAUUAAUAAAAAAGGCAAGAAUAAACCUGAUGAAACUUCAGAAAUUAUAAUAUCCGAAGAGACAACCAAUGCUAAAUCAGAUGAUAUAAUCAAUGCUACUCCUGAAAUUUCAACUAAACACAUAGUCAAUGAGAAAUCUGAAGAUACAAUCGGAUUUGAAGAAUUAUUAGACAAAAAUUUCAAACAUAAUAAACUCGAGGACACUGUUAAUGGUGUGAUCGUAAUCAUUCCUGCUUAUAAUAUCUCCAAAUGUGAAUAUACUCUUUUUACCAAUUAUGAUCCCAAAUUUAAAGAUCAUUACAUGAAAGAUGUUAUACGUGCCAGUGCUUCUGCUCCUACUUAUUUUCCUGCAAAACAAAUAGAUUCCGAUUAUUUCAUAGACGGUGGUGUUUUUUCAAAUAAUCCAACCGUUAAAGCUUAUCUUGAAGCAAAAAGAAAGUAUCCAAAAUCGAAAUUUGUUGUGGUUUCUCUCGGUACUGGUUAUUAUAAAGAACCUUUAGAACAUUAUAAAGAUUGUGGUGUUGUUCAAUGGAUAAAACCAUUGAUUAAUCUUUUAUUCAAUUCUGAGCUCGAUAAUCAUGACAAUACUAUGAAACUUUUGGCUCAUCUUGACGACACAAAAUAUUAUCGGAUUCAAUUGAAUUUGAACGAAGAGGAUAGUAUAAUGGAUAAAGUUUCGGAGAAUGAUGCUAAAAGACUUACCGAAUUGGCCCAUGAAGCUAUCAAAAAUCCUACUUAUAAGGUUGAAGAAAUAGUUGAGUUACUCGUAGAUAAAUGUAGGAAAUUUCAUGUCUUUCCUACUAAAACUUUUAGAAAUAAAGAGUAUUGUACACUCAAUGAAUAA
Molecule: messenger RNA, 1797 nt
Organism: Racocetra fulgida
Lineage: Eukaryota; Fungi; Glomeromycota; Glomeromycetes; Diversisporales; Gigasporaceae
Source: the annotation of a GenBank genome assembly